ACAGCAACUCCUGUCUGCCUGUCAUUCAGAUAUAGCACAUGCAGCUUGUAAAGAUAACCGUUUCCAUGGUGUGCGUUCAGGUCAGAUGUAAUUCUGUGCACUUAGAUUCAGUGUCAGCCUUUUAAUAAAUGUGCAGUCUUAUCUUAAGCUUGGAGCAGUAUGCAUUACACAGGAUAUGAUGUUGGUUGUGCCAGAGUUUAUAUAUUACCAAGUCAGAGUCCUAAACGCUGCCGGACGAGUAACAGGAAGAGUUUAAUUGGUAGCGGGCAGUCUUCAGCCCUGCCUCGACCUCACUCACCAUUGUCUGCUCACACAGGAGGUAGUCCUCAAGAGAGCCCAAGAAAUUUCUCUCCAAGUGCUUCAGCUCAUUUUAAUUUUGCUCGAAGGACUGAUGGACGACGGUGGUCUCUGGCAUCUCUACCUUCCUCAGGAUAUGGCACAAAUACUCCCAGCUCUACCAUCUCUUCAUCCUGUUCCUCUCAAGAAAAGCUGCACCAGCUGCCGUACCAGCCCACGCCGGAUGAGCUGCACUUUCUCUCCAAGCACUUCUGUACCGAGAGCAUCGCCAGUGACGACAGGUGCAGGGCCACACCGAUGCGGCCUCGAUCCAGGAGUCUCAGUCCUGGACGUUCGUCUGCCUGCUGCGACCAUGAGAUUAUUAUGAUGAACCAUGUCUACAAAGAGCGAUUUCCCAAGGCCACGGCUCAGAUGGAAGAGCGACUUCAGGAGAUUAUCACAAACUACUCUCCUGACAACGUUCUUCCCUUUGCAGAUGGAGUUCUCAGCUUCACACACCAUCAAAUCAUCGAAUUGGCACGAGAUGCUCUAGAUAAGUCUCACCAGGGCCUCAUAACUUCACGCUACUUCUUUGAAUUACAGGAGAAGCUGGAAAAAUUGUUACAGGAGGCUCAUGAACGUUCAGAAAGUGGAGAGGUAGCAAUUAUCAACCAACUAGUGAAGAAGUUUCUGAUUGUCAUUGCUCGGCCUGCCCGGUUGCUGGAAUGUCUGGAAUUUGACCCUGAAGAAUUCUACCACCUCUUGGAGGCAGCUGAAGGCCAUGCUAAAGAGGGGCAGGGCAUUAAAACUGAUAUUCCCCGAUAUAUCAUCAGCCAGCUGGGCCUCACCAGGGAUCCGCUUGAAGAAAUGGCUCAGCUGGCUAGCUAUGAUAGCGGGACAGGAGAAACUACAGAAACUGAUGACUCCCUAAGUAGUUCCAAGACAAAUGCCUUGGUAAAAUCUCGACGGAAACCCUGUGAAAUAGAUUUUGAAACAAUAAAGUUAAUAAGUAAUGGAGCAUAUGGAGCUGUGUAUUUGGUACGACAUAAGGAAACAAGACAAAGAUUCGCCAUGAAGAAAAUCAACAAGCAGAACCUUAUAUUAAGAAACCAAAUUCAGCAGGCCUUUGUGGAGCGUGAUAUCCUAACGUUUGCUGAAAAUCCAUUUGUGGUUAGCAUGUACUGUUCCUUUGAGACAAGACGGCACUUAUGCAUGGUGAUGGAGUAUGUUGAAGGGGGAGACUGUGCUACCUUACUAAAGAACAUGGGUCCUCUGCCUGUGGACAUGGCCAGAAUGUAUUUUGCGGAGACUGUCCUUGCCUUAGAAUACCUCCAUAACUACGGGAUUGUUCACAGAGAUCUAAAACCAGACAAUUUGCUUGUAACAUCCAUGGGUCACAUUAAGCUCACUGACUUUGGCCUGUCAAAAGUAGGCCUCAUGAGUAUGACAACCAACUUGUACGAGGGCCAUAUUGAGAAGGAUGCUCGUGAAUUUCUUGAUAAGCAGGUGUGUGGUACUCCAGAAUACAUUGCCCCUGAAGUGAUAUUGCGCCAAGGAUAUGGCAAGCCUGUGGACUGGUGGGCUAUGGGAAUUAUCCUAUACGAAUUUCUGGUUGGAUGUGUUCCUUUCUUUGGGGAUACACCCGAAGAGCUGUUUGGACAAGUCAUCAGUGAUGAUAUCAAUUGGCCUGAAAAGGAUGAAGCUCCACCCCCAGAUGCACAAGAUUUAAUCACAACAUUGCUAAAACAGAACCCAAUGGAACGGUUAGGAACAGGUGGUGCUUAUGAAGUAAAACAACACAUGUUUUUCUAUGGCCUGGACUGGAAUGGUUUGCUGAGGCAGAAGGCAGAGUUUAUUCCCCAGCUAGAAUCUGAGGAUGACACAAGUUAUUUUGACACUCGCUCUGAGAGGUAUCACCACAUGGAAACUGAAGGAGAGGAUGACACAAAUGAUGAGGACUUCAAUUUAGAAAUGCGCCAGUUUUCAUCGUGUUCACACAGAUUUUCCAAAGUUUAUAUAGGUGUGGAUCGGUUACUUCCCAAUCAUGGUGAAGAUAAGGAGGAUACUGGAGAUAAAUCUAAGAGCAGCAGCCUUUUGUCGACUGAGCCAUUGAGCUGGCCAUCAGAUUAUUCUGAAAUGCAGCAGUACUCCUCUGAUGCAGAGAGCUUUAGCCAGAGCCAGCAGUCUGGACAGCUUCCAAAAGUCGCCGUCUCUGCUGAGGAAGGAGAGCAAUCACCUUCUCCAGGUGAGCAUCACGAAGACUCAUCCAAAGUAGUAUCUUCACCAGAAGAGGCUGCCCAGGAAGAAGGUGAAGCAGUGACACCGGCUAGCACUCUAAGCAGUUCAACUCUUUCCGUUGGUAGUUUUUCAGAACACCUGGAUCAGCUUAGUGCAAGUGUGGACUGCACAGACAGUUCUUCAAAGCCAGCUAGUGAUCCUGUCUCCCAUGUGGCUCGUCAGAGAUUAGAAUCCACUGAGAAGCAGAGAGUGACUGGGAAGCUUCCUAAAUCAGCAUCUGCCAGUGCCCUGUCUCUCAUGAUUCCUGGAGAUCUUUUUGGUGUUUCUCCAUUGGGCAGCCCUAUGUCCCCUCAUUCUGCCUCUUCAAACCCUUCAUCGAGAGAUUCAUCUCCUAGCCGGGACUCUUCCAUGAGUGCAGUCAGUCCCUGGCAACCUAUAAUCAUUCAAAGCUCAGGGAAAAAGUUUGGUUUUACACUGAGAGCCAUCCGAGUGUAUGCAGGAGACAGUGAUGUUUACACAGUCCACCACAUGGUUUGGAAUGUAGAAGAAGGAAGUUCAGCUCAUCAGGCAGGGCUAAAAGCGGGUGACCUCAUUACUCAUGUUAACGGAGAGCCGGUGCACGGGCUUGUGCAUACUGAAGUGGUGGAACUGCUCUUGAAGAGUGGAAGCAAAGUGGCAAUUACCACAACUCCAUUUGAGAACACAUCAAUCAAAACAGGCCCUGCCAGGAGAAACAGCUAUAGAAGUCGAAUGGUUAGACGCAGCAAGAAACAAAGAAAAAAGAAACUCAGGAAAGGUAGAAGAUCAAUAUUCAAAAAAUUAGCAAAGCAGCCUUCUCCCCUUCUUCAUACAAGCCGGAGUUUCUCCUCUCUGAACCGAUCUUUGUCUUCUGGUGAAAGUCUUCCUGGUUCCCCUACGCACAGCCUUUCUCCUCGAUCUCCAACACUUAGCUUCAGAUCGUCGCCUGAUUUCCAGUCAGCAUCACCUUCAGCUACUCUGCAGGCUAAAAGUGCUACUACCUUAGUUUGUGCAAGUAUUACUGGGAGUAAGAACUCUACUGGUGUCAAAGCUGUGCACUUAAAGGAGCAAAAUACUGUUCUGGCUGCAAAACCUGAAAGCACUGCAGAGCCUCUGUCCAAAUGUGCUGGGAAUCUACAGUCCCAAAUCUCAGCUAAUACAGCACUUCCACAGAAGGAUACUGCCAUGUCUAAGGAAAAGAAUCAAUCAGUACACCCACAGUCAUGCAAAACACUGCAGACACUUGAGAAAGAUGACACACAACCAAACACUGUGCCAAAUUCAUUCACUGUUGUCAGUCAUUCUACAGUAAAUCAAUCUGUUUCAGUGAACAAACGUCACAAUAGUGAAGUAGAGUCAUUUGAUAAAAAUAGUAGGCAGGAACCCAGUCAUAAACCUGAAGAUGUUAGCACAAAAACAAGAAACCCUGAAAAAGGCACUUUAAUUAAUAACGAUGAUUUGGAAAAUCAACUGAGCACAGCAGAAAAACAAACUAUAGCCUUAAAGCAGAGAGACAUAUCCAUUGCAAAUAAAUGUCACCCAGCAAAUGUGCAGUCCGAUACCUUCUCAAAUACUGCAGCACUUUCUGAUGAUAGGAUUCUAGAUAGAAAUAACGGCACAGAAGCACUUUCUUCUAAAAGCAGCAAUGAUAAAAUGGAGUCUGUCAGUAUACCGGACUAUGAAAUAAGGGACAUAAAUAUGGACAGAUCAAUAACAGUAAGCAGAGAGGUUCUUGGUGUGAAGGGGAAAGAACAGGUUUCACAAAAACAGUUUCUUAAUACUGUCCUGCAGAGUCCUAGAAAAGAUCCCCCACUCUCUGCUGUUCAGACAUGUCUUUCGGGUACUUCUGUUAGUACAGAAAAGCCCACAGAGCAUGCUCCUACUGACAGAAGGCAAGAGACACUUGCAUUCAUCACCGCACCUUCAGCAAAAGCAAAACCAAGCACUGCUCAACCAAAAAGUGAGGUGGCAUUGAUUAGCUGCAGAGAGGUAAAGAAACAAACUGGUUCUGGAGUGAGGUGGACAGCACAAGAUAAUGAUGCUUUACCUUUAUCCACCAGCAGUAGGAGAAGUGAGCCACAGACUCACAUAUCCAGUGAUGCUUCUAAACAUGGGAACACUGAUAGCUCCUCCCUGAUUCACAAGAAGGAACAAAUGGAGUGCAAGGGAAAAGAUACUGGUCAAGUGUUGUCUCCUACCAUUAAGAAACAAAUGGCAGGCAAAGAUUUUUCAAAAACAGUAACUACUCCAGACAUCAACAAUUCCAGUUCACCUUCAGAGAAGGAGUCAGGACGACAGAAGAGAACUAAAGAAGUUUCGCAACUUAGUCCUCAGAAGAAAUUGUAAUUAACAGUGCCUGAUAGUAGUAACUGGGAUACUGGGAGACAUCGCCUUGCUGAAUUCUGCUGCCAUAUCAUUUCUCUUGUCGUUUACUAACAUUGUGUGGUAUUGUUUGCAAGGAUAUAGGGUAUUCAUGCCCUUAAUGAGUUGUUCUGUAACAAGUUAUGUGGUAUGCCUUUGUAUGAUAACUGGUAAACCUGUUAUCAUAUAGUGCUGCUGUUAAGUCUGCAGUGUUCCUUAGGGUGUCAUUUCACAUUUGAGAAAAAGUAAACACUGAGCCCUUCAAAAAAAAGUAAACAUUUAGCCCAACAAGUUACUGCUUACUCAUCCACUAAAUAUCGUUUUUCCCCACUGAUAACCUACUGAACAACUAUGAGCUCUAGUCCUGCUAGUGGUCAAUGAGUAGAAUGUCCCCCUUGCUGUAUUUUUUUCCUGUAUUUGCAUUUUAAUAUCUCUGUUGAUGUCACCAGCCUACAUGGUUAUAGUAUACAAUAUUUUCCUUCUGGCUACAUAAUUUUCUUUAGAGUCUGUUCCAUCAAAGGGAGAUCUGAGUAGGGGGAGACGAACUGUUUAGAAAAGGGUGCGUAGUGCUCGCAUACAAAUCAUACUUAUUGUUAGGAUAGUUCAAUCACCAUUUUAAAAGUAAUAAAAGUAAUCUUUCUAGUGAUUUGAGCAGAUGCAGAAACAAUUUUCUUUUCAAGAAAAGCCAGCGUAAGAGAAUCCAAAACAAAGAAUAGCUAUCACUAAAGAAAUUAUAUGUAUAGCUCAGACUGUUGGUGCAAACACAGCCAUGUUUAGUGGCAGCGGCAGACAGUUUCCAUUUGCCAGUUUGAAUCUUUUUGUCACAUCCUGUGUAUUGUAUGGCCACUUUUUGUUCAAGUUAGGGUGCAUUUAAAUACACUGUAGUGCUUUAAGAGCUUUACUGAUCAUGAAAGGAGUUUUUGUAACUUAAAAAAAUAAGUUGUAUCUUUUCUGUAAAUAUGUAUUUAUGUAAUAUGUUCAGUGUGAAUGUAUGAUACUUUGCUGCUGACGUAAUUGUUUACUGCAUUUCUGGAAAACUACUUUAACUUCUGUCAGCCACAUGGUUUUUAUUUUGGUCAGCUACAGAGGUAUAAAGCAGAAACACAACAAAUUUAUACUUGGCCAGUGACUUAAGCUGUGUUAAAAAUAAAGCACUGCACAAUUUUAAUCAUGUUAAAACAAAAAGGCUCAAAGGAAAUAUGCGUGUAUGUAUAUUUUGGCCAAGACCAUUUUCACACAAUUUUGAGUUUAGGCCUGCUUACUAGAAUAUUCACUUAAAACUCAAAGCCCCCAAAUAAAAUGUAUGACGUGUGCAUUGUCACAUUUCCCAUGUAACUAAUUCCUUAUAUCUUAACUAGGGAUGAAGGAAGUUUAAGAUUCUUUCUAUAAACAUAUAUAUAUCUAUCUAAAGUGGGUUUAUGUAUGACUGAACAUGUGACAUAUUGUUUGUAGUUCAAGUUCAUACCUAUCUUUACCUUCUAAAAGAAUUCUCUGAGACACUAAGAAACGUUUAGUAUCAGCAAUGUUUUCUUUCCUGACUCCAUUGUAAUUUGAAAAACAUGGAACAGUUUUUAAAAUAUUUAUAAUUGCAGCUUUUAUCAUUCUCUACAGUCUGUCCAUUUUUACCAGCAUUUAAAAGGGAGAUUAAAUAUUGGAAAAUAUAUCACUUACAUGCAUUAGAUUAUAUUUGAACACUUAGCUGGGGCCUUAUGUUGUAGAUGUAAAACUUGCUGCUUUUAGCAAGUUACAGGAUUUGCAUUCCUUAUGACUGCAUUGAGUAGCUCUGUACAUUUCAUAAAGCUUUUAUUUGUAUGACGAAAAGAAUUGUAAAUAUUGUAAAAAGAAAAAAAAAUGUUGUGUUUUGUAGUAAAGAACAUAUUGGAACUAUUUGGUGCUUGAAUGUGAUUGGCAAGUAUUUCAAUUUUGUAUAUUGUAAAACAUAAAAGAUUUAUUGUUUGAUAGUUUUCUCAUGUCUUAUGUUUUCAAAAAAAUAAAAUGCAUUAUGUUGCACGUCUGAAAGGCACUGUAGUAUACAUGGAGAUUGUUUAAACUGGGACAUAUUUAGGGAUGUCAUGCAUUCUCUAAAAACGUUAUCUAACAGUGUGCAGUAUGUUUAUUUACUUGAUCUGUUUGUAUACAAUGCUUUAUUAAAUCACCAUGUAAAGUUACUAGAAAUAUACUGUGUAGUUCUGUUGUUGAAAAAUGUAACUGUAUCUGGUGAUUAAGCUAGAUGUUAUUGCAGCAUGUUCAUGCAUCCACAAGACAGUGAAAACAUUAAAAAGAGCUGCAUUUAGUUUCAUAAAGGCACAAGGACAAUAUAACAGUGUUAGCUGUUUUGUCACAUACUGGCACUCUUGGAUUUCAUGACAUUCCUGUUUAGGAGGUACAUAACGUAAAGCCUUUUUUUUUUAAUUUGGAAAAAAAAAAUGUCGAGUUUACUUCUUUAAGACACAUUUUACUAUUUUGUUUACAAAUGCAUUGCAGAUGUAUAUUUUGUAUAUUGUAUUACAACUUCUUUUGCCAAAUCUCUGAUUUGCAUUUUUUUUUCAAAAGCCUGACUAGUACAUGUUGCUUGUAUUCACAUACAGUUGUAAUUAUUUGUAGUUUAUUCCUGUCAACCAGUUGUUGAGUAGAAACUGUUUCCGACAGUGUACUUGUCCAGUUAAUGUACAAAUAUAUGUCCAGAUGUGCUCUUCUUUACUGUUUCGUACUACCUAUAUUAUUGGUGUAUUGACAUAAAAAUUACUGUUUGUUAGGAUACGUGCAAUAAAAAGUAUUUUGCAAGGUU
Molecule: messenger RNA, 7681 nt
Organism: Protopterus annectens (West African lungfish)
Lineage: Eukaryota; Metazoa; Chordata; Ceratodontiformes; Protopteridae
Product: microtubule-associated serine/threonine-protein kinase 4-like
Exons: 26
Coding region: 160-4878 (1572 amino acids)
Biological process (GO): peptidyl-serine phosphorylation; intracellular signal transduction
Molecular function (GO): protein binding; protein serine/threonine kinase activity; magnesium ion binding
Source: RefSeq, a predicted model, not a curated record